Messenger RNA from Cynocephalus volans (Philippine flying lemur), 4862 nucleotides. It is a transcript of the gene RNF157, whose product is annotated as ring finger protein 157. The record is from RefSeq and is a predicted model, not a curated record. The transcript is spliced from 19 exons. NCBI's taxonomy places the organism in Eukaryota, Metazoa, Chordata, Mammalia, Dermoptera, Cynocephalidae. Bases 22 to 2067 code for a protein of 681 amino acids. Gene Ontology annotation, cellular component: cytoplasm. Gene Ontology annotation, molecular function: ubiquitin protein ligase activity. Gene Ontology annotation, biological process: protein ubiquitination.
GGCGCCGCGGCCGCGGCGGCCAUGGGGGCCCUGACGAGCCGGCAGCACGCGGGCGUGGAGGAGGUGGACAUCCCGUCCAAUUCCGUGUACCGCUACCCGCCCAAGUCCGGAAGCUAUUUUGCCAGCCACUUCAUUAUGGGAGGAGAGAAGUUUGACUCAACCCAUCCUGAAGGUUACCUGUUUGGAGAAAACAGCGAUCUGAACUUUCUGGGGAACAGGCCAGUUAUGUUUCCUUAUGCCGCCCCACCUCCCCAAGAACCCGUGAAGACUCUGAGAAGCCUGAUCAACAUCCGAAAGGACACACUGAGACUCGUCAAAUGUGCUGAGGAAGUGAAGAGCCCUGGGGAAGAGGCCGGCAAAGCAAAAGUCCACUACAAUGUCGAGUUCACCUUUGACACAGAUGCUCAGGUAGCCAUCACCAUCUAUUAUCAAGCCACCGAAGAGUUCCAGAAUGGUAUUGCCAGCUACAUUCCGAAAGACAACAGCCUCCAGUCGGAGACUGUGCACUACAAGCGAGGGGUGUGUCAGCAGUUCUGCCUGCCCUCCCAUACCGUGGAUCCAUCCGAAUGGGCUGAAGAGGAGCUUGGCUUUGAUCUGGACCGAGAGGUUUACCCAUUAGUGGUCCAUGCUGCGGUGGAUGAAGGAGAUGAGUAUUUUGGCCAUUGCCAUGUACUGCUGGGUACUUUUGAGAAGCACACAGAUGGGACUUUCUGCGUCAAGCCGCUCAAACAGAAACAAGUCGUAGAUGGGGUCAGCUACCUCCUUCAGGAAAUCUAUGGAAUUGAAAACAAGUGCAACACACAAGAUUCUAAGGUGGCUGACGACGAAGUGAGUGAUAACAGUGCUGAGUGUGUGGUAUGUCUCUCAGAUGUUCGGGACACCUUGAUUCUGCCCUGUCGCCACCUCUGCCUCUGUAACACCUGUGCAGACACCCUGCGCUACCAGGCCAAUAACUGCCCCAUCUGCCGACUGCCCUUCCGGGCACUGCUUCAGAUCCGAGCCAUGAGGAAAAAAUUGGGCCCCUUGUCCCCAACCAGCUUUAACCCCAUCAUCUCAUCCCAGACAUCUGACUCUGAAGAGCAUUCAUCCUCAGAGAAUAUUCCACCAGGUUAUGAAGUGGUGUCUCUCCUGGAGGCCCUCAAUGGGCCCCUCACCCCAUCCCCAGCAGUCCCUCCACUUCACGUGCUUGGGGAUGGCCACCUCUCAGGAAUGCUACCUUCGUAUGGCAGUGAUGGCCACCUGCCCCCUGUCAGGACGCUCUCGCCCCUUGACCGCCUGUCUGACUGCAGCAGCCAAGGACUCAAGCUCAAAAAAAGUCUUUCCAAAUCCAUUUCCCAAAAUUCCUCCGUGUUGCAUGAAGAGGAAGACGAGCGUUCUUGCAGUGAGUCGGAGACACAGCUCUCUCAGAGACCAUCAGCUCAUCAUCUCAGAGAGGAAUGUGGUGUCACUCCAGAAAGCGAAAAUCUUACCUUGUCAUCAUCGGGAGCUAUCGACCAGUCAUCUUGCACAGGGACGCCUCUCUCUUCCACAAUUUCCUCCCCAGAAGACCCUGCCAGUAGCAGUCUGGCCCAGUCAGUCAUGUCCAUGGCGUCCUCCCAGAUCAGCACUGACACGGUCUCCUCCAUGUCUGGUUCCUACAUCGCCCCUGGCACUGAAGAGGAGGGAGAAGCUCUCCCUUCCCCCCAGGCUGCCUGCAGGGCCCCCUCAGAGGAAGGAGAGGUGAUGCCAGUGGAGUCUCCAGAUAGCAACUUUGCUGACCUCCCAGCAGGAGGGCAGGAUGCAGAGGGAAACGAUGUCAUAGAGGAAGAGGAUGGAUCACCCACACAAGAAGAUGGCCAGAGGACAUGCGCAUUUCUAGGUAUGGAGUGUGACAAUAACAAUGACUUUGACAUCGCAAGCGUGAAAGCACUGGACAAUAAGCUGUGCUCUGAGGUCUGCUUACCCGGUACCUGGCAGGCUGAUGACAACGUUGUCAGUCGUCGGAACACCCAGCGCCGGCGUUUAUCAUCCAGCAGCCUGGAGGACCCUGAGGACAGGCCCUAUGUGUGGGGUCCAUUGGCUGUCUGAGCACCUAAGCCCCUGAACCCAGGCUCUCCUCCUGUCCUCGCAUUCCAUCAUCCUCACUGGGCUGCUGGCCUCCUGGGCAAGACAUGUGCAGACUUUUUAUACUUGUGUGAGAGCUGAGCGUUGAGUUCAGCCUGCUACUUCUCCCAGCCUCUUCUCCUGUAACCAUGAUCCUUCCCCUCUCAGAACGGACUGGAAGCCCUCCUCUCACCUUGUGGGCUGAAGCCACUCGAUGAACUGCAGCUCAGGAGACCGUUACAGAGACUCUCUGGAAUGUUCUGCUGUGUCUUGAUCUUCAGGUGGAGCUGGGAUCCAUGGGCUAGUUGUUUCUUACGCACCGUUUUUUCCUUAGGGGGUAGACUGAGAAGACUCAGUUUCUGCAACUUUGUUACCCAUCUGGCAUUUCCUGGUCUCUGGCACAUCAUAACCGAUUUGAAACCUCCAGUUUGGGGCAGAGUUGGGGGUUACUGCUGUGAGAAGGGAGAGCCAUAUCACACCCUAUGUGCUGUUUCCCUCCAAAAGCAUCAGGAGCUCCUUUCUCAAGGGCAAGGGAAGCAGUGGCAACCAAAAGGUGGGUGGAAAAAAGAGUCCUUCUAGCAGCAGAGCUAGUCUCCUGUGCCUCAGGUGCCUGUCUGCUUAGGUGGGAACCCUUAAAUCUGAGAAUUGCCCAGUUGAGAUGAUUAUUACCCUUAAGGAGGAUAUCUCCUGAGGUAUCCUCAGGUGCAUUCAGGAAGGCCUGCGACGUCGUCCUAAGGUGGUAUUUCACAAAACACAUUUUUGACCACUUCUGUGCCAGGCACUGUGUUAGCAGCCGUCAUAUAACCAUGUUUCAUCUUCUCUACAGCCCUAUGAGGUGGUAUUCUUAUCCUGUCUCCUACCCCCUUUUUUUUAGCAGUUGAAGAAAUAGGCUAAGAGAGGUGUGGACCAAUGAUUUUCAAAUUGGUGUCCAGGAUCCCCAAAGGAAGUGGUAAAGACUGCUGUGCUAAGUCCAGGAAGCAGCCCGGGGCCUGCAGCAGUGGUCUGGGAGCUGGAGGGCCACAGUCAGGGUCUUCACCUCAAGACCCUCCCCACCCUCCAUGUUUUCCUCCCCUGCCUUCCUAAUCCACUGGGCCUGACAGGUAAAGGGGGAGGUAGAGCCUUCCAGAGGCUCAUCAGUGAUUAGAGAUAUUGCUGCAAUCAUGUGCCCUGCCCACCCCAGCAUAGGGGCGUACACACACUUUUCAAGCAGAGUCCUGAAACAGUGAGGCUGGGCUGCAGGUUGUUGGCUGUUACUCCUUUCUCAGCACUAGUGUUAUCAGUGGAUUCCACAUGGCUCUUGGAGAGAUGUGUUGUCUACUGGCUUUUAGAAAAGGUGAUUGUUUAGUGGGGGCAUGAGGUUGUUUGGGAAAGCCUUCUGCUAUGCCCACUGUGAUGGAUUGUCUUGGGGUUGGAAUCAUUACCCUAGAAGAGUUUUUCAAGGCCAUUUCCAAGGCCUAUUGCCUCAAAAAGAGCCCAGUGCCCAGGGGUCCUUUGCAUCUUCCGUGUGGCUGCAGAGACCAGGAGUGCAGUGACUGUCACACUGUCUAGUGGUUGUGGCUCAUUUCCUGCUCUGCCGGAGGGAAGCCUGUUGUCCUGCCUGAGAUGUGACAUAAGCCGAGCUUGAGUUCCUGUGUCUACCUACCCUCUCCAAAAUACCAUAGCGCAACAGACUCUGCCAUUUCACGUCCCACCUAAUGUUCUUUCCCUCCCCCAACAUUCUUACAGCCUCUUUCAUAUUUAAAAUUUAAACCAGUAUUAGCUGAGCAAUAACCCCACUUCCUGAUUUCCUUGAAGUGUGAGCCCCAGAAGCACCAGGCCACAGGGAGCUUCCCUUAGCCUGGGGGGGGGGUGGCACACAGACCCACCUCCUCUCCCAGCAGGUAGCAUUCAUAGUGUGGUGUUACCUGAGGGGAUGGGGGAAGCAGGUUCAGGCAAACAGUGGCCAGGGUGGCUAGGACCCUAAGAGGCAGCCAUUGUCUUCAUCCCUUCUUGGAGGAUUUGUGUCCUUCCUCUCCUAAGAGGCUCCAAAAGAUUCCUCAAGGCCAAGACACAUGUAGGUUAGAAAUGCCCUUUACUCUGUUUCUCAGUUCCUGUUUCCCCUCUCUCCCCCCUCUCCCCCUCUCUCCCUCCUCUUCCUCCCCCCUCUUUGUUCUCAUUUAGCUCUUUGGCAAGCAGAAGUAUCCUAUCCAAAGGGGCUGGUCCUCAGUAAGCCUGAUCAGGGACAGGUCAGCUGCCAACUCCUCUGCCCCAGUCCAUCAUCUGGAGACAGUCGUGUUGUCAACAGUUUACCCAGAGAGAAUGGGAUGGGGCCAGGCUUCCCCCAGGAGGGCACAGACUAGCUGUGGAGGCCUGUGGCUCCUUCCUGCCACACCAGGCCUGCACUCUCCAUGGCUUGCGGGUGGUAUGGUGAUCCUGGCUUCCUUGUAGGGCCUUUUGUGCUUCUACCCAGUUCCAUCCCGCCAGUUUAUCCCCCUGCUAGGGCAUCUCCUGAGCACAGACUCACACACUUUAAGCGGUCUCACCUGGGGAGUUAGGAUCCUGUCCACCUGGUAUUGGUAUGCUGGUUGCUCAAUUUGCUUUAGGGUCUGCACACCUGGUGUGUGCGAGUGUGUGUGUGUGUGUGUGUGUGUGUGUGUGUGUGUAUUGUUUGUGCUGUCUGUGUACCCCUCUUACUCCUGGGAGUACACCUGUGGGCACACUGCAGUGGGGACAUCAAGGAUGCAAUAUUUAUGGACUUCUGCAUGAUUCUUAAAAAUGAAUAAAACUGUUUACAAAGGAAG